CCCCUUCGGCAACCUUAGCUCCCGGGCUGGUGCUCCAGCUGUUCUAGGCCCGGGCUUGAGGGUCCGGCCCGCGGUAGCCCCCCGCGCCCCGGCCGCCGCCGCCGCAGGCUCCCGCCCCCCUGCCCGCCGCGGGGCCGCCGCCGGGCGGGACACUCAGGGCGGCUGCCCGAGCUCCGGACCGCGGCCGCCGUCUACCACACACCCCGCGCCGCCCGCCACGUCCCCAGUCCCGGCCGGCGGCGCGGCAUGCCGGGUGACCUUUCCGGGCCCGGGGCGAUGGCGGCUCCCGGCCCCAGGCCGGCCCGGCCUCCGGGGCGCCCCGAGCCCCGGCCCGGGCGCGUCUCGCCGCCGCUGACGCUGCUGCUGCUGCUGCUGCUGCUGGCGGCCGCGGGGCCGGCGCGCGGCUGGGAGAGCGGGGACCUGGAGUUGUUUGACCUGGUGGAGGAGGUGCAGCUCAACUUCUACGAGUUCCUCGGGGUGCAGCAGGAUGCUUCAUCUGCAGACAUUAGAAAAGCAUAUCGUAAGCUUUCAUUAACUUUGCAUCCAGACAAGAAUAAAGAUGAAAAUGCAGAAACUCAAUUUAGACAAUUGGUGGCCAUUUAUGAAGUUUUAAAGGAUGAUGAACGAAGGCAGAGGUAUGAUGAUAUUCUGAUCAAUGGACUUCCAGAUUGGCGACAGCCUGUAUUCUACUACAGGCGGGUGAGAAAAAUGAGCAAUGCUGAGCUGGCAUUACUUUUGUUCAUUAUCCUCACAGUGGGUCAUUAUGCUGUGGUGUGGUCAAUCUACCUGGAAAAACAACUGGAUGAACUGCUUGGUAGAAAAAAAAGAGAAAAGAAAAAAAAGGCAGGUGGCAAGACUGUGGAUUUAUCAAAACUUGGUGCUUCAGAAAAAAAUGAAAGAUUACUGAUGAAACCACAGUGGCAUGAUUUGCUUCCAUGCAAGCUGGGGAUUUGGUUUUGCCUUACACUAAAAGCAUUGCCUCAUCUAAUCCAGGAUGCUGGACAGUUUUAUGCUAAAUAUAAAGAAACAAGAUUGAAGGAAAAGGAAGAUGAAUUGACUAGAGCUGAACUUGAGACACUUCAAAAGCCAAAGAAAGUUAAAGUAAAAAAAACAAAACCAGAAUUUCCUGUAUAUACACCUUUGGAAAGUGCAUAUAUUCAAUCAUAUGAUCAUGGAACUUCUAUAGAAGAAAUUGAGGAACAAAUGGAUGAUUGGCUGGAAAACAGGAACAGAACACAGAAAAAACAGGCACCUGAAUGGACAGAAGACGACCUCAGCCAGCUGACAAGAAGUAUGGUUAAGUUCCCAGGAGGGACCCCAGGUCGAUGGGAAAAGAUUGCUCACGAACUGGGUCGAUCGGUGACAGAUGUGACAACCAAAGCCAAACAGCUGAAGGACUCCGUCACCUGCUCCCCAGGGACCGUGAGGCUCUCUGAGCUCCAGCCCAGGCCGGGCAAGGCGGCCGUGGCCCUGCCCGACCACCUCCUCACACAGCGGGAGGCCCCGCCGCCCGGGCCCGACGGCGAGGAGAAGCCGGAGGCCGAGGGCCAGCCCCGGAGACGCAGGCCCGCCCGGCCGGCCGAGGCGGCAAAGCCGGAGCCGGAGGAGAAGCCCCGCGGAAAGAGGCAGAAGGACUUCGAUACAUCAGAGCACAACGCGUCCAGCGACGAGGAGAGCCAGCGGGGAGAGAGGAGCCGCUCUGCCGAGGAGCCAUGGACUCAGAACCAGCAGAAACUUCUGGAGUUAGCGUUACAGCAGUACCCGAAGGGCUCCUCUGACCGCUGGGACAAAAUAGCCAAAUGUGUCCCGUCUAAGAGUAAGGAAGACUGUAUCGCUAGAUACAAGUUGCUGGUUGAACUGAUCCAAAAGAAAAAACAAGCUAAAAGUUGAAUAUUCUGGAAGAUGAUGUUCACCUUCAUUUUCCAAAAUGAGUAUUUUAAAACUCUUAUGCAGAAAUUUGCAUUUUGUACCUCAACAUUCUAUGACUCAUGUGCCUUAAUAAAAAAAACAAGUUUAAAAUAAAUCUU
Messenger RNA from Pipistrellus kuhlii (Kuhl's pipistrelle), 2027 nucleotides. It is a transcript of the gene DNAJC1, whose product is annotated as DnaJ heat shock protein family (Hsp40) member C1. The record is from RefSeq and is a predicted model, not a curated record. NCBI's taxonomy places the organism in Eukaryota, Metazoa, Chordata, Mammalia, Chiroptera, Vespertilionidae. Bases 247 to 1890 code for a protein of 547 amino acids. The transcript is spliced from 12 exons. Gene Ontology annotation, cellular component: endomembrane system.